Molecule: messenger RNA, 1386 nt
Organism: Fusarium pseudograminearum CS3096
Lineage: Eukaryota; Fungi; Ascomycota; Sordariomycetes; Hypocreales; Nectriaceae
Exons: 2
Coding region: 1-1386 (461 amino acids)
Source: RefSeq, a predicted model, not a curated record
AUGUCGAACGAUCCUCCGACCGCGUUCCCCUGGGAAUGCAGAGAUAAGGAGGACCAGGCAAAAGACGACUUCACCCAUCCCCACCGCCGUGUCAACCAGUCUCUUGCUGACGAGAACAUGAGACUGAAGCGCAUCUUACGCGAAAAUGGCAUUUCUUGGUCUUCUGUCUCGUUGAACCACAUGCAACAAUCCAAUCCCCUCAAGCGCAAGACCCGUUCUUCCAUGCCCAAUCAAGCUCCUUACCUUCCCAUGGAAGUUAUCCUCCGGAUCCUCAAGUUCGCUAUGAAAUCUCCCACCCCAAUCGUGGACCCUUUGUCCCCCCUCACACCUGAGAACCUGUCUGAUAAGGAGAAAGCGCAGGGCAACCAGAUUGCCAUCCAUUUUCUGGCCACCUGCAAAGCUCUCCAUGUCGAAGGCACUCGGUUUUUGUGGGAGUCCAACCACUUUACUUUUACAACUCCUCGAGCCGUGCGCAUCUUUGCCGACCUCCCUGCGAAAUUUCGUCAGGGCAUCACCCAUGUGAACUUCCGUAUCAUCGCACGAUACUAUGACGACCAACCAGCUCGCCGACACAAACUUGACCGCUGCUAUCAUUCCGAUCUGAAGAAGGACCAUCACUUGAAGGUCCAGCAGCGUUCUACCGAAUCUCCUCUUGUCCGUGGAGGUUUCCGGUGCUACACUUGGAACCAGGUUGUCGACUUCCUCGAGGGGCUUCGUGCACCCUUCGAUCCGAGUUACCGAAACAGGAAGCUACCACGACCAAAAAUGCUCCCGUCUCUGGUUUCCCUCCGACUCGACCUCGUCAAUUUCUCUGACACGCUUCUCCCUUUUAGUGGUGCUGAGUUGCAUGACAUUUGCUCCCACGAGUUCGGCUGCACCUUGAAUGAACUUCAAGUCACGGGCAUGCCAUUUGACGACACUGGCUUGAAGGCCUCCGUUGAAUUGAGCGGCAUGCUCAAGGAUGAAGGACUGUAUCUUGACGGUCCGGCCUCGUACAUGGCGCGCUCCAAGUACCUUCAACGUCUCCGAGGGAAGAAAUGGUGCGCCAGGGUGAUAAGGGCUUGGAAGCCCGAUGAUGAUGAGGACAGUGAAGAGGAUGAGGACACAUUUCACAGCCACUCGCGUGCUACCAGGCUUGGAGUCUUGCCUCCCGCACCGAGUGAAGAAGGGCAUCCAUCCUCAGACCGCGACGAGGAAACCGUCAUCUGGAAACGAGUUCCUAUCUCUCGAGACGUCGAGAAGCGCGACUGGAUCCAAUUUUCUCGUUCUAGCGGAUACGAGAUUGGCGGCGUCGACUGGGACGACGACGAAGAGGGUAUCUGCCCCUGCUGCGGAGACACCCACUCGGGCACGUCCAUCCUGGAGUAUUUGAUGGACGAAGAGUAG